UUCCGCUCGGAAAGCACAUCCACCCGUCGAAGAUGAGGAGCCGCGGCCAUCACGAUGCACCACACAUUCACCACUGCACUCCUUCUCGUUCUCGCACAGCUGAUGCCGCAGAACUCGAGAAACGCCAAGAAUCCCCCGCUGCAUCCAGCCAGAACUCAUUGCAGUACGGCCUAACACCGACGCCUGCUACCAUCUCGAUCCCUUUAUACGGCCAAACUACCUCUGCCUCUAUCAAUCUCACCCCGUUCGGAGGAACCCCGAUCCCAUGGGUUCCGUCCCAGUCUUUGAAUUCCGUCUCGAUAACGACCUCGAGUACGGCUGGAUUCCCGCCGUUGACUGGGUAUCCUGCUUGUGUAACCCUGUGUCUCGCCCAUGCUGCUUAUGCGGCAAAUUGCACCAGCGUCAUUGCUGUCGACUGCUACUGUUCCAACCCCAUAUUCCCGCAAGUACUCGUCAACUGUACUGCCCAAUCCUGUCUCAUCAACCUCUACGCCGCCGAAAACCUCGCCCAGCAAUACUGCAAUCUCGCAGCCUACUCAAACCCUGGAGCAUCCACCGGCUCGAUCCCUGCUCUCCCCGCAACACUCUCAUUCCCUUCCCCACUGGUAACGUCCCCACAGCCAACUUUUCCAACGAGUAUUACGCCUGUGGCGAUCAUUACCGGGCCUGUGAGCAACGGAGCUGCGAGGGUGGUGCGGAUCGGUAUGAAAGAAGUGUGGGUGUGGGAGGGAGAAGGCGUAAAGGGAGCGGUGAUGGGUGUGGUUGCUGGGAUCGUCGGUGUGGUCAUCGGCACUCUUCUAGUCUAGGGACCCGCCUAUCGAGGAUAGGGGAAUACAUAUGGCCAAGUAGGUCCGCGGAGAAAUGAACAAAUUCAUAAGAAACAGAACGUAACGGCAGCUCGCCGUGAUAUGAGGAUCCACCAUGACAGAGUAGUUUACGCCAACGAUCAAAUAAUGCUCAGCCUGCGUGUUCCAUAGUAUGUCGUUCCUAAAUCGACUUCUUAGCCUUGCAGAUCACUAUUAGCAUAAGACCGUCCUAUUGACAUGUGACAAAAAGUACUACUUUACACACUAGAAAAACACGAAUAUCCAUGAACUCGCAGCGAACAUAUCAUCGAAACACACCGAGAUCCGGAACACGAAAUGCACAAACAUGUACAUUUCAGAGCGUAACACCACGCUUCACGUCAGCUGUCACGGG
Pisolithus orientalis is the source of this 1200-nucleotide messenger RNA. RefSeq lists its product as uncharacterized. Bases 33 to 806 code for a protein of 257 amino acids. Lineage: Eukaryota; Fungi; Basidiomycota; Agaricomycetes; Boletales; Pisolithaceae. The record is from RefSeq and is a predicted model, not a curated record. The transcript has 5 exons.